Cydia pomonella (codling moth) is the source of this 1092-nucleotide messenger RNA. RefSeq lists its product as uncharacterized. NCBI's taxonomy places the organism in Eukaryota, Metazoa, Arthropoda, Insecta, Lepidoptera, Tortricidae. Bases 1 to 282 code for a protein of 93 amino acids. The transcript has 6 exons. The record is from RefSeq and is a predicted model, not a curated record.
AUGGGAGGGACAUCCAGACUUCUGAUAGUGCCGCCAAUAAUCUUUGAUCUUAUUUAUCUUCCAUGGUUUAUAACGUGUAUCAUUCCACUUUGCGCCUUGACACAGGGCACACUUUUUACGAAAAUCAACAGCGUAGCAGACAACGCAUCACUGAUUAGGAUCAGCGUCUCAGUUCCCGCGAGCGACUCAACUAUACUGCGCGCGUGCCGCGCGUCGGGUGUGACCAAGGAAAGAUGCCUGGUAUCCGAAGUAAAAAAUCGUCAGGACGCGCAUCGGGCGUGAUUAAGAUAGAAAAACCGAAGAUGUGCAAGUUUGUUGCGUUCAUACUCAACCUUUUUGGGGUGAAAACACGUCGCGAAGACGGUCAAUCUACGGACGUUGAGGCUGGUCCGGCUAAAUAGACGGUGCCAUGGAGAAGUCAUCGCAGUACUUCGGAACAUCCUCGGGAGUACAAUAUUCAAAGUCUUGCAUAUCUUACCUAUACACUGAUUAUUAAAAGUCAGUGUAAAAAUAUGAAUCCCAGCGUCUUCCCGCUCCGUAUCCCAGUACUCAAUGUGUUAACUUUUAAUUAUUUAAAGCUUAUUUAGCUGUAUCUCUAUUAUUUAAAUAUGUUUAUGUUAUUUGAUUGAUAUUUAAGUUUUUAUUAUCCACCAAAUUUGUGACGUACAGUAUUGUUCUAAGCAAUCCCAAGUUUUGUUUAAGACUUUUUAUUAUUCAUAAUGACAGUAAAAUCCAUAAUAAAACAAUUAAGUUAUUAUUACUAUAGAAAAGCCAUACAAACAAUGAAAUUGUCGCCAUCGCAACCUGUAUCUACCGUAAAAUUCACGGCGCUUACGCGUUUAGGUCGCGAGAUUCACGCUCCGCUUCUAUGGUUUAUUGUCAAAACAACAAUAGGUCAUGGCGCAAAAUACUGAUUCUUUGUGCCGGUUCUAUACGUAGUUAUAAUAGUUCAAUAACUGAACCCAUCAGUUAAUUCCUAACUUGUUUAAUUAUUCAAACCUUUGUAGGUAGGUACGAGUAUAUGUAGUAUGUAGUGAGUAGUUUUGGAAAGUAGAUUGUUAGCACAGAAAAAUAAAGUUUUAUUGAUCUGAA